Leptidea sinapis is the source of this 9737-nucleotide messenger RNA. RefSeq names its product tyrosine-protein phosphatase Lar (gene Lar). Gene Ontology annotation, biological process: protein dephosphorylation. Bases 241 to 6252 code for a protein of 2003 amino acids. Lineage: Eukaryota; Metazoa; Arthropoda; Insecta; Lepidoptera; Pieridae. Gene Ontology annotation, molecular function: protein tyrosine phosphatase activity; protein binding. The record is from RefSeq and is a predicted model, not a curated record. The transcript has 25 exons.
AGACAAAUUCGGAACGCAGUACAUAUGGCGGACGCUCGGUUUGUGUUUAUGUCAAUAGAGAAGUGAUUUUCGUUUGCGCGGGUGAGUAUUUCCUAAAAACCCUGGAAACAAUAAUGUGGCAGUGAUUUUUUUGUGCAGUGAACAAAUAUUGGUGAUAAUGCUUUGUAUUGGUGAACUUUACAAGUACAUUUCUUGUGAGGUUUUAUAAGGGAUAUUAAGUUGCUGAAUCCUGCAACAAAAAUGACCAACUAUAUGCCACCCGCGCAGGCGCACCCCGGCGCCGGUAAGAUGCGAGAGCGGGAUCGCGCGCGACUACGUACGACCGCUCUCAUCGUCGCAUGCCUGCUGUUCCUCACGUCUCAAGCCGACGCAUCUGACGAAGAAGAAGAAGAAUUCCUAUUAGAAGAAACCGAUUCACCGCAUAUAAUCAUAGUGACAGAGAUACCCCUAUUGGGCAUACCGACGAUGAACGAUACUAACCUUUAUAUACAAUACAUGACACAUCCCCCAGAGAUCACCAUCAGGCCGAGAAACCUGCAGGUCCGCGCGAACGGCAUCGCGGCAUUCUACUGCGCGGCAAGAGGCGAUCCCAAACCAAAUAUACAGUGGAGGAAGAAUGGCAAAAGGGUAUCAAGUAUGCAGUCACGAUACCAGGUGUCCGGGAUGGAGUCCGCCGCUGGACCGGGCGCCAACGGGGCGGUGCUCCGGAUAGAGCCGGUGCGCGCGCAGAGAGACGACGCCACGUACGAGUGUGUGGCAGAGAACGGAGUGGGCGACGCGGUCACUGCGAUCGCUACUCUCUCUGUCUUCGAAGCGGAUAAAGCACCACCUGGUUUUCCGACGAUCUCGCCACCCCCCACCACGAUGGUGGUAGAGGUUGGCCACACCGCCACACUUCCCUGUCAAGCCAGCGGCAAUCCAACGCCCAAGGUGCGAUGGCUGUGGAACUCCCUGCCGUUAGACGUCGCUAUGAACCCUCGAUACGCAUUGUUGAAUGACAAAAUGCUCGGUGCACUUCAGAUUGUGAAAAGCGAAGAAGAAGACCAGGGCAAGUUCGAAUGUGUCGCUGAAAACUCUAUCGGUACUGAGUUCUCCAAGCCGACGUCUCUCUAUGUUAAAGUCAGGAGAGUAGCGCCCCAGUUCUCGAUCCCGCCGCCCCCGCGCACUGAGGUCAAGCUUGGCGGCAACUUGACGUUGAAGUGUGUUGCCGUAGGCUCACCGAUGCCUGCCGUCAAAUGGAGGAAAGUUACAGGGUUGUCGAAGUGGCUCACGCCCGAAGAUAACCCGCCGCUUGGCAUCAACACACUGAAGUUGGAGGACAUCAAGGAGUCUGCGAACUACACGUGCGAGGCGGCCAGUGUGCUUGGCGUCAUCGAGGCUACCGCCGAAGUCAAAGUGCAAUCGUUGCCCGGCGCCCCAACGGAUGUACGAGCGUCAGAGGUCACCGCAACAACAGUACGGCUGGCAUGGUCCUACAACGGCCCCGAGGAACCACAGUACUACGUCAUACAGUAUAAACCGAAAUACGCAAAUCAGGCAUACAGCGAAAUUUCGGGUGUUAUAACGCUGUACUACUCUGUAACCAACCUGUCACCCUACACGGAGUAUGAAAUGUACGUAAUCGCUGUCAACAAUAUUGGCAGGGGACCUCCUUCAGAGCCGGCAGUUCUCACUACGGGGGAAACUGUGGAUUCUCUAUAUGGAGGUGCCAGACCUGGCUCAGCGCCGAGGAACGUCCAAGUGAGGCCAAUCAGCUCCAGUACUAUGGUGAUACAGUGGGAUGAGCCGGAAACGCCCAACGGCCAGGUCACGGGAUACAAGGUUUACUAUACUUCGGAUCCUUCGCAACCGCUACAAUCAUGGCACUCCCAGAUGAUGGAUAACAAUCACCUCACGACGAUCAGUGAGUUAACUCCUCACACGGUGUACACCAUUCGUGUGCAAGCGUUCACAUCGGUGGGCCCCGGACCCGCCUCGGCUCCCGUGCAAGUGAAGACCCAGCAAGGCGUUCCGUCCCAACCAUCGAACCUGAUGGUGGUCGAGGCUGGUGAGACCUCGGUGACACUGUCGUGGAAGCGACCCUCGCACGCCGGAGACAAUAUCGUCUCCUACGAGCUUUACUGGAACGAUACCUACGCGAAGGAGCAUCAUAAGAAACGCAUCCCAAUCGCUGAGACAUACACUCUGAACGGGUUGUACCCCAACACGAUGUACUACAUCUGGCUCGCGGCUCGCUCGCAGCGGGGCGAGGGCGCCACCACGCCUCCCAUUCCCGCGCGGACCAAGCAAUACGUGCCCGGUCAACCUACGGAUGUCAAAGUAAACGCAGUUAAUUCAACAUCCAUCCACGUCACAUGGAAACCACCUCAAGAGAAAGAAAAGAAUGGAAUUAUUAGAGGAUAUCAUGUCCACGUACAAGAAGUUAGGGAAGAAGGCAAAGGACUUUUGAAUGAUCCACUUCGCUUCAAUGUAAUGGAUGAAACAACGUUAGAACUAAAUAUUUCUGGCUUGCAACCGGAUACAAGAUACAGCGUUCAAGUCGCAGCUUUGACCAGAAAAGGCGAUGGAGAUCGAAGUCCACCAGUCGCAGUUAAAACACCUGGUGGUGUACCAAAUAGGCCUACUGUAAAUCUUAAAAUUUUAGAACGUGAUCCUAUCGUGUCUAUAGAAAUUGAAUGGGCAAAACCUACUCAGACUUAUGGUGAUCUUCUUGGCUUUAGAUUAAGAUAUGGAAUAAAGGACCAACCUUUAGAAGAAAUAAAUUUUUCUGGUACUAAAGUUAACUCUCACCGCGUAAAUGAUUUAGAAAGGGGUGUCCAGUAUGAGUUUCGUGUAGCCGGUCGAAACCCCAUAGGAAUAGGUCAAGAAACUAUAAAAUAUUGGCUUACCCCAGAAGGCGCUCCUAAAGGUCCGCCAACGAAUGUCACAUAUCACUUUCAAACACCUGAUAUCAUAAGUAUUACUUGGGAGCCUCCUAUUAGAGCAGAUCGAAGCGGCCAGAUAAGGAAAUACGAUGUUCAAUUUUAUAAAAGGGGUGAUCAGUCUUCACUCAAUGAAAGGACAACAGAAUUGACCAAAGCAGUUUUUACGGGCUUAGAAGAAGACGCUCAUUAUGUAUUUAAAGUAAGAGCCUAUACAGACCAAGGCGCAGGACCUUACAGCAAAGACAUAACUGCACACACAGAAAGAGAUAUAGGUAGAGCACCCAUGUCAGUCAAAGCUGUAGCUACAUCUGAAUCUGGAGUCGAGGUUUGGUGGGAUACAGUUCCUUCUAGGAGAAAAAUUAUUGGGUAUGUAAUAUUUUACACAAUGACACCUGUAGAAGACUUAGAUGAGUGGCAACAAAAAACUGUUCAUGUAACUCAUUCAGCUGAUUUAGAAAAUUUAGAAAAGUUUGCUGAAUAUGCUAUUGCAGUUGCAGCGAAAAUGUCUGAAGGGUUAGGAAGGCUAUCAGAAAAAGUUACAGUUAAAGUGAGACCUGAAGAAGUGCCUUUGCAUCUACGAGCACAGGAUGUAUCAACUCAUUCAAUGACUCUGUCAUGGUCACCUCCAUUAAGAUUGAAUCCUGUUAGUUACAAAAUUUCAUAUAAUGCCAUAAAAGAGUUUGUCGAUUCUGUUGGUAUGACACAAACUCAAGAAAUUCCUAGAAGAGAAAUAAUAAUCAAGCAUGAUAGAACGUCGUAUUCAAUCAAUGACUUAUCUCCUUUUACUACGUAUAAUGUGAAUGUAAGUGCCAUACCGAAUGACAAAACAUACAGACCGCCGACCAAAAUAACAGUUACGACUCAAAUGGCGGCACCAAAGCCAAUGGUGACACCUGAUUUUUAUGGAGUCGUUGAAAAUGAAAUACUUGUUAUACUACCUCAAGCAUCUGAAGAAUAUGGACCUAUAUCUCAUUAUUAUUUAGUUGUAGUGCCAGACGAUAAAUCUCAUAAUCACAAAAAUCCCGAUCAAUUUUUAACUGAAGAUUUAAUUAAAAAUAAUGCAAGAACGGAUGAUGAGAAUGCACCAUAUAUUGCUGCAAAGUUUCUACAAGGAUCUAUUUUAUAUACAUUCCACUUAGGUAACGAUGAAAUGUACGAAGGUUUUCUUAAUAGGAAAUUAAAUCAAAAUAAAAAAUACAGAGUAUUUGUAAGAGCAGUUGUCGAUACGCCGCAGAAGCAUUUAUAUACAUCAAGUCCAUUUUCCGAAUAUUUAUCACUUGACAUGAGAGAAGCCCCUCCCGGCGAGGAACCUAGUAGACCUGAUCGAAAUGAUAUAAACGGAGACCCUGAAAUAAAGAUUGAAGAAAACAAAAAGGAAGCGGGUAUGGUGUGGGUUAUUGGACCAAUUAUAGCGGCUUUAAUGCUUUCACUUUGUUUAGUAUUAGUUUUCAUUGCAAAGCGAAGGAGGCAACCAUGUAAAACUCCAGAUCAAGCAGCAGUCACGCGUCCUUUAAUGUCUGCUGAUAUCGGAUUCGGAGCUCCUUCAGAUCCUGUUGAAAUGAGGCGGUUGAAUUUCCAAACACCGGCUAUGAUUUCACACCCACCAAUACCUAUUUCAGAACUCGCUGAACAUAUAGACAGACUUAAAAGUAAUGACAACCAUAAGUUUUCUCAAGAAUAUGAGAGUAUAGAACCAGGUCAGCAGUUUACUUGGGAUCAUUCAAAUAUGGAAGUAAAUAAGCCUAAAAAUCGGUACGCUAACGUAAUAGCUUACGAUCACAGUCGAGUCAUCCUCCAGCCAAUCGACGGCAUACUUGGAAGCGAUUACAUCAAUGCCAACUAUUGUGACGGCUAUCGCAAACAUAAUGCGUAUGUUGCUACUCAAGGGCCACUCCAGGAGACGUUUGCUGAUUUCUGGCGAAUGUGUUGGGAACUAAGAACUUCGACGAUAGUUAUGAUGACAAAACUUGAAGAAAGGACAAGAAUAAAAUGCGACCAAUAUUGGCCAAGCAGAGGGAGCGAAUCAUACGGAAUGAUGACGAUUACUAUUGCUGAAGUACAGGAAUUGGCAACAUAUUGUAUCCGCACGUUCACAGUUACUAGAAAUGGUGGUGCAGAACGUCGAGAAAUUAAACAACUGCAAUUCACCGCAUGGCCUGAUCAUGGUGUACCGGACCAUCCGGCUCCAUUCUUACAAUUUCUUCGGCGGGUUCGAGCGCUUAAUCCCCCUGAUGCUGGUCCCCUGGUAGUCCAUUGCUCCGCUGGUGUCGGUCGAACUGGAUGUUUCAUCGUAAUUGAUUCUAUGUUGGAGAGAGCUCGACAUGAACGUACGGUAGACAUAUAUGGACAUGUCACUUGCUUACGUGCCCAACGUAACUAUAUGGUUCAAACAGAAGAUCAGUACAUCUUUAUUCACGAUGCUUUACUAGAGGCUGUUAUUUGUGGUGAUACAGAAGUUCCCGCCCGGAAUUUGCACUCUCAUAUUCAAAAACUUAUGCGUGUUGAUCCCAUAGAAAAUAUAACUGGCAUGGAAUUGGAAUUUAAGAAACUUGCCAACAUGAAAGCGGAUUCUAGUCGCUUUGUUUCCGCGAGCUUACCAUGUAACAAGCAUAAGAAUAGACUCGUUCACAUCUUGCCUUACGAGUCCACCCGUGUGUGUUUGACACCACGUGACGGUUCUGAUUACGUUAACGCCUCAUUCGUCGACGGAUACCGAUAUAGGGCGGCUUACAUCGCCACGCAAGGCCCAUUGUCAGAUACCACCGAUGACUUUUGGCGUAUGCUGUGGGAGCACAAUUCUACUAUCAUCGUGAUGUUGACAAAACUAAAGGAAAUGGGCAGGGAAAAAUGUCAUCAAUAUUGGCCAUCCGAUCGGUCGGUGCGCUAUCAAUGCUUCGUUGUGGAUCCCAUCGCUGAGUAUAACAUGCCGCAGUACAUUCUGAGGGAAUUCAAGGUGACAGAUGCUCGCGAUGGGGCGUCCCGCACCGUUCGCCAGUUCCAGUUCACGGAUUGGCCCGAGCAAGGAGUACCCAAGAGCGGCGAGGGCUUCAUCGACUUUCUUGGUCAAGUGCACAAGACCAAGGAGCAGUUUGGACAAGAUGGGCCUAUCACUGUACAUUGCAGUGCGGGUGUCGGUCGGACGGGCGUGUUCAUAACAUUGUCGACCGUGUUGGAGCGCAUGCAGUACGAGGGAGUGGUCGACGUGUUCCAGACUGUACGCACGCUGCGCACGCAGCGGCCCGCCAUGGUGCAAACUGAGGACCAGUAUGAAUUCUGCUACAGGGCUGCUCUCGAAUAUCUCGGCUCGUUCGACCACUACACCAACUGACCCUGAAACAGGCUCGUAUAAAGCCUGCAUCGCUUUCUAAAGAACAAUACUCUAUCCAUCGCCUUAUUGUCUCUGGGAUAAUCUUUCAGAACACCCCUAUUAAAUUUCUCACCGAAAUCACCAUAGACCGAUUGUAUGACAAUAAAAUUUCCAUUAAUAUCCGGCUUAAGGCCAAUUCAGCACCAUUCACAUUUCAAAGUCCAUUGUUCGUGAUGACGUAUUGAUUGCAAACUAACUGAAAGAUGUUCCAAUAAGCUUCUCUUGAUAUUAGUGCGACUGAAACUAUUGUAUGAUGUGAGCCUAGGAAAUGUUAGUUAUGAUGUAUUUACCAGUGCGACCAUUCUAAUCAUGAUUGUGAAGGAAAGGGUAAUUGUUAUUAAUCGUUAAAGUAGAUACCUUUUAAAAUACCGCAUUACCUUUAUUAAGCGUGUAAAUAAACACGUCCGCCGACCACGGCGUCUAAUGUUAGUAUGAACAUGAAGUAAGUGACCGAGUACUCGAAAACGAUAAAUAGAGGGUAUGCGGAAUUUUAAAUCACUAUAACUAUAUAAUAUACCCUUAUCUUAUCUCUGAGUAACAUAGAAACUAUGUAUUAGGUGUUCUAUAUCUUCAGAGCAGUAUUGAAAUUUGAUGCAUUUAUAUAUUAUAUCAAAUAUAAAAAUUUACUUAAACGUUUGACAAAAUCAAAUAUAUUUCAAUUAACUAUAUAAUGUAAUAUCGAUUGAGCCAUGAAUCAUUAUUUGCUAAUAAAUAUUAUAUUAUAAUUAGGUAAAGAAAUCAGUGCGCUUAGUGACUUAAUGCGAUUAUGAUAUGCGAUUCUAAAACAUAUGACGUAGGAUUUGUGCCCUAAGAAUGUGUCUGAUGUAAUAGAAUAAUGUGGGUUUUAUUCAGUUUUUAUGUUUGUUUUAUUUUGUAUUAAAUAUUUGGUCGGAAGUAAUCAGUAUUAUGAAUGGAAUUAUCUUUUUUCAGAAUUGGAUAUUUCCAAAUAAAUUAUUUAAUAAACUUGAGCCCUUACUAACGUAAAGUUCCUUCGCUGGGCACUUCUCCAAUAAACGACACAAUAUAUUGUAAAAUGUAUAAAUAGUUAUUGCAGCUGUAUUUAGAGGUUUAUUUUUCAUAUCGGGUGUUAUAUACGUUAAGUAGUGAAUAUUGUGAGGUGUUUCAUUAUGCGAUACUAUUGUAACGGAGACGAAUCGGCUGUGUCACAAUACGUUCAUAAUAUACGAGAUGUAGGUACAUAUCAGUACCGAGGAUUAUUCGUGUAACCAUCAAUUUUUGUAAAGUUGUCUAUUAAAUUUUAUUAAUUAGAGGGUCACGUGAAAAUAAGGUUGAAAAAAAACGCCCUGUCAACUGUUAACGUGACAAAACGUCACAUUUCUCAUUUAAAAAUGUCUUUCGUCAUGAGUCAUGUUACAUUUAUGAGUAACUCUUAAAUGACAUAAAUGUCUAGCACGGAUAAUCCUUUCUCAAAUUAAAAUGGCAGCAUGCUUUUUUUUUCUCGCCUUUUUGAUGCUCUUAGUUUUAUAAAUAUAAUAUGUAAUAUAUGAUAAUUAUCACUGCCACUGAGAGACGGUGAUUCGAUGACAUAUCUAAAAAUCAUAAAGUUAGGUAGAAAAUUUUGUCGGUGUGUUGUAACUUGUGACGUAAAAUGAAUUGUGGUAUGAUUAAGUGAUAUCGAAUUUGGCCUGUGGCGCUAAUUUUGAUUAGUAAUAACGUAAUUGAAGUUUUACGACAUCUGAACCUUUGUAGGUGUGAAUGUAAUCAACGAACGCUGUAAAUCACUUUCCUUUCAAAUGAUUCUCAAGCAGUGAUCGUUUGUCGAAAUUGUUUUUCAAUGAGCCCGCCAGUAUUUUGUUGCUGUACUUCUAUCGAUGCGAUUCAACAAUAUUGUGUUUAGCUGUAAUUAGGUUUAGUAUUGUUUACCCUUGCCUGUUAAGUACGGUCUAUGUAAUUCUAGAUUUUCCACUCAUUUUAUACAUACCCUAAUCUAGGAUACUAUACGUGGCUAGCUACGAGCAACAUGUCUUCUAUGUUGCGUCGUUGUUCUGCUCUAAAGAUUAAUAAUAUAACAUUGGAUUGAGGCACACACGUUAUUUAUUGAAGUGAAACUUCUUUAUCGACGUAUGAGAGAAAUUUUAUAACAAUAUCGUCAUGAUUCUUGUCAUGUUGUUGUUUUUUAUCAAAGUUCAGUAUUGUGAUGUACCUAAAGAAUAAUGAAAUUGAUUAAAUAAGAAGAUUAAUUUGUAUGCAUGUCUAUUAUAAUAUAAUAGCUUUUAAUUUAAUACGUUUUUUUUUUCUUAAGUCUUAUCUAUCCAAUUUCUGUGAAGUUGUAAAUAGUAGAAAAAUAAUAUGUCAUAAAGAAGUUUCAUUUCUUAUCUGUGUACUCUGGUACACACACAUAUUUUUUUAAUGGAUAAGCAUGUAAUGUAAGCAGUAUGUAACUUCAUCUAUGGCUUACUUUUUAUUGUUGUACCUAUUCAAAAUUUUCAGAAUGCUGCUUACGUUUUUAAGGCAACUAUUACUACGGUAACUACAACUAAAUGUGAUGUAGGUACAUGUAACGCAAUUGCAGUUGUGUGUUUGUUACAAAUAAAACUGUCAGUUUUAAACCGCUUUAUUGUUAUUAAUAAAAAAGCAAUAACAAAAUGCAACCAAUCCAAUGGUACAAGGCUUUAAACAUUUUUCGCUAUAAAUACUUGUUUCAUUCCAUAAGACAGCGUUAUAUAAUCUUCAAAAAAUAAUUAUUUUAUACAAAAAUUCAUUUCUGCUGAUUUCAGUUCUGAUUGAUCUUAAAGAAUUGUUUUUAUAAUGAGACUGAUUUGUUUUAUAUUAAUCUGAAAUAAUUUGUCGAUACAUUGUCGCCAUAUCUCUUAAUACGUAAUUUGUUACUAAUGAUUUUGUACUAUUUGGUUCAAUUAUAGGUCGUAAGUGUAACUGUUUUAUAUUAUUAUGUUCUCCAUUCCGACUUUCUUAUACGUUCUUUCAUCAUCAGAUUUAAUUUUUCUUGUUAUUUCAUCAAAUGUAUGAAAUCUUUGUAUGUUUUGGUGAGGUAUAUUUAUACGUUGUAACAUUUUUUGUAUGUUGGAUUAUUGAAAUGUUCAUAUAAUUUUUGUUUAGUUCAUAAUUAAUAUGAAAUCGUGGUCAUAGUAAUGCGCAUGCGCAGUAUAAAUAAGAGUGCCUCGGUUGCGUUACUCCACUAAUUCACGGGGCGUCGUCACUAAUAAUUAUUGUUUAGUACAAAUAAUUGGAUUGCUAACGCUUUCCUUUCGCGCCUGUUUAUAUUAGCUGCCGUGACCAGAGCCAUAUUAUGUAGUGUAAUUAAAGAUUGUAGAUAGAUGCGCCUGCGCAGGCUCCGGGCGUGGCGUCGCUUGUACCGUAGUUGAGUUUGUAAACUAUAAUUUGUAAAAGACCCCGCGCUCGACCGGGACACAGUGGAUUCGCAGAACUAUACAUAAUGUAUAUGAAGAAUAAAUUUAUGUGAAAUA